UGUGAUUAAUUCUUUCUCAGGGAUUUGUCUGAACAAUAAAAAAGUGACUAAGGAGAGUCACGUUAGAGCAGAAAAUACAGAACUGAUGCUGAGCUUCCAAAGGGGAAAGGUCACACUUCCACAAUAUAAGCUCCUCCUGUGCUCGCUGUAUGAGAUCUACCAGGCUUUGGAGGAAGCCCUGGACAGAAACUCCAACCACCCUAACGUUGCACCUAUUUACUUUCCUGCUGAACUUGCCAGGCUGAGGUCCAUCGAGAAAGACCUGGAAUACUUCUAUGGUCAGGACUGGAGAGAGAAGAUUGUUGUUCCUGCAGCCACUAAAAGAUACUGCCACAGACUCAGACAGAUUGGCAAAGAAAACCCUGAAUUCCUGCUUGCCCACGCUUACACUCGGUACCUGGGUGACCUGUCUGGAGGACAGGUUCUUGGUCGCAUUGCCCAGAAGUCCAUGGGUCUGAAAAAUGGUGAUGGUUUGUCCUUCUUUGCCUUCCCCGGUGUGUCCAGCCCCAACUUGUUCAAACAGCUCUAUCGCAGCCGAAUGAACAGCGUGGAGCUGACAGAGGAAGAGAGGAACGGCGUGCUGGAGGAGGCUGUCAGGGCCUUUGAGUUCAACAUACAGGUCUUUGAAGAUCUACAGAAGAUGCUGAAUGUCAGUGACAACAAGCUGCAGAGCUCUUUGACACAGUCCAAGCCAGUAAAGGCUAACACACUCCAUGUCCCAGGAACCAGUGUCUACACUUCCUCGCUGCUUAGGAUGGUCCUGGGACUGUUUGUGGCUCUGGCUACUGUCAGUGUGGGAAUCUAUGCUUUAUAGAAAGAUACUCAAGAAAUACUGUGUAAAAUUCUUGUUGAAUAGGUUUUAAGUCUUUAUUGUGAUACUGUAAGCCUAGCAAAAAAAAAAAAAUCCCACC
Archocentrus centrarchus (flier cichlid) is the source of this 911-nucleotide messenger RNA. RefSeq names its product heme oxygenase-like. The transcript has 4 exons. Gene Ontology annotation, molecular function: heme oxygenase (decyclizing) activity; heme binding. Lineage: Eukaryota; Metazoa; Chordata; Actinopteri; Cichliformes; Cichlidae. The record is from RefSeq and is a predicted model, not a curated record. Gene Ontology annotation, biological process: heme catabolic process; response to oxidative stress; heme oxidation. Bases 86 to 814 code for a protein of 242 amino acids.